GAGAGGAAAAGAUGGGGUGCGACAUCUCCUGAGGCUUCCCGCGGGGGUUCCCGAGCAGUGGGGAGACCCCGCCCAUUCCCUUAGAGACUGGUGCCCCAGGGGCGCCCACAGCCCAGCAGCUAACACCUGGUCGUUAAGCCCCAUAGCAGCGCCUUGGCUGUCUGGGGGGGGAGAAUCACCCAGAUGGACAGACGGAUGCACUGAGUAGGUGAGGACAGCUGAGCGGUGAUCCCUGGGGGGUAUGGUCAGGGCAACAGGAGCAGUCUUCCAAAAACGGCCCCCGCUUGCCCAGCCCAGCGUCCUCACCCCGAACACACUGCCCCCUGCCGGCCCCCCAGAGCCUCGGCCUCACACCCUCCUUCACACGCCCCACCGUAUGACUCACAGCUCCCGUGGGUUACUGGAACAGCCUGUGGCCCGGCACUACGAGAAGCAAGCUGACCCACAGGGGAACUGGAUCCAUGACCUUGGCCUCCUUAGUUGUAACUGGACACCAGAGAAUUUGGAAGAAAGCCAUGUGCUGAGUAAAUCCCAAAGGAGGCUCAAAUAAAAUCAGAACAAUCCUGUCUGACACUUAACAAAAUGCUUUAAGUUGUUCAAAGCUCUAGCUCAACUCUGAACCCAACAGAGAUUCCGUAUUUGACCCCGCUCCUGGCCCCAGGCCAGCCACUGUCACCGCUGCCCCUAUCACCAACACAAGUCCCCUCCUCCCUGAAGCAGGAAAGGGACCUCCCAGCCUCUUGCUGGGGCCUCCACCCCACCAGUCAGGAUGGCUCCUCCUUGCUUCGGAAUGUCAGGAUGGGCAGAGUCCCCGGAGACCACCGACUGCAGCCCCCCCCUUCCCAUCAUCAGUGUGCUCAAGGAGAGUCAGAAGACUGGCUGGGGUCACCUGCUUUUGCUCGAGCGCCAUGAGAAAUGGGGAACUCGCCACCCACACCCCCAGGCGGCAUCCCCAUCAGUUGGUGCCCUUCCCCGAUCAUCAGUUUGGCAGUGACUGGGUCCCUCCUCUGUACCAGGUGUUCGAUGCGCGGGAUUGCAGCUCUGCACAGGAGAUGUUCACCUGCAUCUGCAACCAUAUCAAGUACGCCACCAACCGGGGCAACCUCCGUUCGGCCAUCACAGUGUUCCCCCAGCGUACUCCGGGCCGCGGAGACUUCCGAAUCUGGAACAGCCAACUGGUGCGCUACGCGGGCUACAGGCAGCAGGACGGCUCCGUGAGGGGGGACCCAGCCAACGUGGAGAUCACCGAGCUCUGCAUCCAGCACGGCUGGACCCCAGGAAACGGCCGCUUUGAUGUGCUGCCCCUGCUGCUGCAGACCCCAGAUGAGGCUCCAGAACUCUUUGUUCUGCCCCCCGAACUGGUCCUCGAGGUGCCCCUGGAGCACCCCACGCUGGAGUGGUUCUCGGCUCUGGGCCUGCGCUGGUACGCCCUCCCAGCAGUGUCCAAUAUGCUGCUGGAAAUUGGGGGCCUGGAGUUCCCUGCAGCCCCCUUCAGCGGCUGGUACAUGAGCACGGAGAUUGGCACACGGAACCUGUGUGAUCCUCACCGCUACAACAUCCUGGAGGAUGUGGCAGUCUGCAUGGACCUGGAUACCCGGACCACCUCAUCCCUGUGGAAAGACAAGGCAGCCGUGGAAAUCAACUUGGCUGUGCUGCACAGUUACCAGCUCGCCAAAGUGACCAUUGUGGACCACCACGCUGCCACAGCCUCCUUCAUGAAGCACCUGGAGAACGAACAGAAGGCCAGGGGGGGCUGCCCUGCCGACUGGGCCUGGAUCGUGCCCCCCAUCUCGGGCAGCCUCACCCCAGUCUUCCAUCAGGAGAUGGUCAACUAUGUCCUGUCCCCUGCUUUCCGCUACCAGCCAGACCCCUGGAAGGGGAGCACAGCCAAGGGCACCGGCAUCACCAGGAAGAAGACCUUUAAGGAAGUGGCCAAUGCGGUGAAGAUCUCUGCCUCACUCAUGGGCACCGUGAUGGCGAAGCGAGUGAAGGCGACCAUUCUGUACGCCUCCGAGACCGGCCGGGCCCAGAGCUACGCACAGCAGCUGGGGAGGCUCUUCCGGAAGGCCUUCGACCCUCGGGUCCUGUGCAUGGAUGAGUAUGACGUGGUGUCCCUGGAGCACGAGACGCUGGUGUUGGUGGUGACCAGCACCUUUGGGAAUGGCGAUCCCCCAGAGAAUGGAGAGAGUUUUGCAGCGGCCCUGAUGGAGAUGUCGGGCCCCUACAACAGCUCCCCUCGGCCAGAACAGCACAAGAGUUACAAAAUCCGCUUCAACAGCAUCUCCUGCUCGGACCCGCUGGUGUCCUCCUGGCGGCGGAAGAGGAAGGAGUCCAGUAAUACCGACAGCGCAGGGGCGCUGGGGACCCUCAGGUUCUGUGUGUUUGGGCUGGGCUCCCGGGCGUACCCCCAUUUCUGCGCCUUUGCUCGUGCGGUGGACACGCGGCUGGAAGAGCUGGGAGGGGAGCGGCUGCUUCAGCUGGGCCAGGGCGAUGAGCUAUGCGGCCAGGAGGAGGCCUUCCGCGGCUGGGCCCAGGCUGCCUUCCAGGCCUCCUGUGAGACGUUCUGCGUGGGGGAGGAUGCCAAGGCCGCGGCCCAGGACAUCUUCAGCCCCAAACGGAGCUGGAAACGCCAGAGGUACCGGCUGAGCGCCCAGGCCGAGGGCCUCCAGCUGCUGCCAGGCCUGAUCCACGUGCACAGGCGGAAGAUGUUCCAGGCCACAGUCCUCUUGGUGGAAAACCUGCAAAGCAGCAAGUCCACCCGGGCCACGAUCCUGGUGCGCCUGGACACUGGAGGCCAGGAGGGGCUCCAGUACCAGCCGGGGGACCACAUAGGCAUCUGCCCGCCCAACCGGCCGGGGCUCGUGGAGGCGCUGAUGAGCCGCGUGGAGGACCCGCCGCCACCCACCGAGUCUGUGGCAGUGGAGCAGCUGGAGAAGGGCAGCCCAGGUGGCCCUCCUCCCGGCUGGGUGCGGGACCCCCGGCUGCCCCCGUGUACGCUGCGCCAGGCUCUCACCUUCUUCCUGGACAUCACCUCCCCGCCCAGCCCUCAACUUCUUCGGCUGCUCAGCACCCUAGCGGAAGAGCCCAGUCAGCAGCAGCAGCUCGAGACCCUCAGCCAGGAUCCCCGGCGCUACGAGGAGUGGAAGUGGUUCCGCUGCCCCACCCUGCUGGAGGUGCUCGAGCAGUUUCCAUCCGUGGCACUGCCUGCCCCGCUACUCCUCACCCAGCUGCCCCUGCUCCAGCCCCGGUACUACUCGGUCAGCUCAGCACCCAGCGCCCAUCCAGGAGAGAUCCACCUCACAGUAGCUGUGCUGGCAUACAGGACCCAAGAUGGGCUGGGUCCCCUGCACUAUGGAGUCUGCUCCACAUGGCUGAGCCAACUCAAGACUGGAGACCCCGUACCCUGCUUCAUCAGGGGGGCUCCCUCCUUCCGGCUGCCGCCUGAUCCCAGCUUGCCCUGCAUCCUCGUGGGCCCAGGCACUGGCAUCGCCCCCUUCCGGGGAUUUUGGCAGGAGCGGCUACACGACAUCGAGAGCAAAGGGCUGCAGCCUGCCCCCAUGACCUUGGUGUUCGGCUGCCGGUGCUCCCAGCUCGACCAUCUCUACCGCGAGGAGGUGCAGGACGCCCAGCAGCGGGGGGUGUUUGGCCGCGUCCUCACCGCCUUCUCCCGGGAACCCGACAGCCCUAAGACCUACGUGCAGGACAUCCUGCGGACGGAGCUGGCUGCCGAGGUGCACCGCGUGCUGUGCCUCGAGCGGGGCCACAUGUUUGUCUGCGGCGAUGUCACCAUGGCAACCAGCGUCCUGCAGACGGUGCAGCGCAUCUUGGCGACAGAGGGCGACAUGGAGCUGGAUGAGGCCGGCGACGUCAUCGGCGUGCUGCGGGAUCAGCAACGCUAUCACGAGGACAUUUUCGGGCUCACGCUGCGCACCCAGGAGGUGACAAGCCGCAUACGCACCCAGAGCUUUUCCUUGCAGGAGCGGCAUAUGCGGGGCGCAGUGCCCUGGGCGUUCGACCCGCCCGGCCCAGACACCCCUGGCCCCUGAGAGCCCUCUUGCUUUCCGCUUCAGUUCGCGGAGAGAGGGGCCGUCAGACCGGAACCGGCCACCUCUCCCUCCCCUCCCGAGGUGCCGUCCCACCUCUGUCCAGAGUCCGCGGAGACUGGCCUGAUUCCCGGGAAUAUCUCUUUCUCUGUCUAGGUCUGUUUGCCUACCCUAGGUCUGAGUAAAUCUGGAAGGCCGUCUCCCAGCAGUGGUAUUCCAGAGCCCUUUUGUGUUAUUUAGGUGCAUUUUAGAUUCCCCUCACCUCUCUCGGAAGUAUCUUAUCUUGAAGCCUGAUCUCUAAAUCAUUCAAAUAUUUAUUACUGAAGAUUCACCAUAAGAGACCAGAUCAGAAGUUAUGAGAGCUACUAAGAUGCCUAACCCAGCGCUGUCAAUUACAGUUACAGAAUGAAUGACAAGCUUUGUCUUUGAACUUG
Eubalaena glacialis (North Atlantic right whale) is the source of this 4477-nucleotide messenger RNA. RefSeq names its product nitric oxide synthase 3 (gene NOS3). Gene Ontology annotation, molecular function: heme binding; nitric-oxide synthase activity; NADP binding. NCBI's taxonomy places the organism in Eukaryota, Metazoa, Chordata, Mammalia, Artiodactyla, Balaenidae. The record is from RefSeq and is a predicted model, not a curated record. Gene Ontology annotation, biological process: nitric oxide biosynthetic process. The coding region runs from base 909 to 4046 and encodes 1045 amino acids. The transcript has 23 exons.